CCCUGGUAUAGGGUCUGCAUGUUUUUCCACAUUCUUAUUGUGCAUCGUAUGUUACAUGCGACACAUCUGUCCAUCCCAUUGUACAGGGCAAAUUGGCAAAAUCACAGAAACUGCACUACUGCAGGGCCUACCAUUCUUAUGGUACCAUUAUUUGCCUAUUAGCUACAAAACCGCAAUAAUAUCGGCAGAGGACGCCAGUGGUCCGUGGUUGAAAUUACGUGAAUUCUGUGGUUACGAUUAAUUGUUUUCCUUUAACUUCUGAUCAUAGCUUCCACAUUUGUGUGAAUUUUGUACAGUGACAACUGCUGUUUGUCAUGUUUACAUGUUUGAACGUUGCAUGUAACCUUAGCUCUCCGUUCUCACGUGACUGGGGCGAAAAGCAGUGAUGUGGCGGAAUUCAGUUUCAACUUUAGCACAACGUUAGCUACAUAACUAGCUGGCUAGUGCCUAGACUUUUAGCUGACAAAAUGGACAACUCUGGGAAAGAAAAAGAAGCAAUGGCCCUCAUGGCUGAGGCUGAAAAGAAAGUAAAAUCAUCUCAGUCGUUCUUUGGAUCUUUAUUUGGGGGCUCAUCAAAGCAGGAGGAAGCCUGUGACAUGUAUGCUAGAGCAGCCAAUAUGUUCAAAAUGGCCAAAAACUGGAGUGCUGCAGGUAAUGCCUUCUCCCAGGCAGCUCUUCUCCACUUGCAGAUGCAGAGUAAACAUGAUGCAGCCACCAACUUCAUUGACGCAGGGAAUGCUUUCAAAAAAGCCGAUCCACAAGAGGCUAUAAACUGUCUGAAUCGGGCCAUUGAGAUCUACACAGAUAUGGGUCGUUUUACCAUUGCAGCCAAGCAUCAUAUAACGAUUGCAGAAGUGUAUGAGACAGAACUGGUGGAUAUUGAUAAGGCUAUUGCCCAUUAUGAACAGGCUGCUGAUUACUAUAAAGGGGAGGAAUCUACAAGCUCAGCCAACAAGUGUCUUCUCAAAGUGGCUACGUAUGCUGCUCAGCUGGAAAAAUACCAGAAGGCCAUUGAAAUAUAUGAACAGGUUGGAACCAAUGCCAUGGACAGCCCUUUGUUGAAGUACAGCGCGAAGGACUAUUUUUUCAAAGCAGCUCUCUGUCAUUUCUGUGUUGACAUGCUAAAUGCCAAGUUGGCCUUGCAGAAGUAUGAGGACAUGUUUCCAGCCUUCUCAGAUUCACGGGAAUGCAAACUGCUGAAGAAACUUCUGGAUGCCUCUGAAGAACAGAACAUUGAUGCCUAUACUGAUGCAGUGAAGGAAUACGACACUAUCUCACGGUUGGACCAGUGGCUCACCACCAUGCUGCUGCGCAUCAAGAAAACCAUACAGGAAGAUGAGAGUGACCUCCGCUAACGACACUCUCACACAAAGAGUUGCUUGCCCAGCGACAACCUUGUCUUUUGGAUCAUUCCCAGAUUUUGCUAUGUGGCACUUUUUAGUGACUUGCGACUAUUGUGACCGUAAUCUGUCAGUUUUUCCAAAAAAAAAAAAAAAAAGCCUUAUGUGCCUUCUGUUUCUGAUGAGCCUAGAUUUUUUGCCUGAAGACCAGCUUCCCAGACUCUAGUCUAGAGAGUCUAGAGCAUUACAUCCACUGGUGCUCUAAACUCUAGUCUAGAGAGUCUAGAGCAUUACAUCCACUGGUGCUCUAAAUAAGGUCUUAUUCACGACCCUUAAGAACACUAACUUUCUUGAAUGGAAACCUGUUGCCAGGGUGAGCAGUGCCUUCAAUCAUGACUAGCUGCAGCACACUCUUUGGAUCUUUGUUUUGUGCUGUCCGAGAAACAGACGUAGGUCUAAGCACAGCAUAAAUAGCACACCAUAACUGUCUUUAACAGAUUCUUUAUGCCUGUAUUCCAUGUACUAUUUUAUUUUAUUUUAUUUUUUUGCCACAGGAUGGUAGUCAAAAUGUUCAGACAGUCAACUUUGAUUUUUUUGUGAUGAAUUUGGUUGGAACAAUUAAAAAAUAUGAAAAUUGUAUGAUGCCCAGGCUUUGUAAAAUAUAAUGUGUAUGACUGAAUAUCCUUUGCUGUUUGUUCCUUUUUCAGAUCUUAAGUGUUUCAGUGACAGAUUGGUCCGGAUACGAAACUUCUUAUUUAAAUACUGUGCUUCUUUCUUUCUUCUCUUUUUUUUUCUUUAGGGAAGUGAAAUUUGGUAUUGUGGCCUUGUACUGUGUUCGUCCCAUGUAUUUCAACAGCACAUUUGCAUUUUUGCAGAUUUUUUUUAAAUAACUAGACAUCCCAAUUUUAUAAAAAGGAUCACCGCACACCAUUGGACUACACUUUUAAGAUUCAUUUCUGAGCAACUCGUUUCGCCAUGUGCUUCCUCAGGCUCUAGGAGAUCCCAGUUUUAUAGUUAUAGUUGGUUAGCAGACAUUUUUAUCCAAAGCGAGCUACAACAUGUUCAAAUGUCCCAAAUACAAAUCCACAAACAGAUGGGGUAAUAAAUACAUUCUGAUUCUAAAUAAUAAUAAAACAAAAUGUUGGCUUUCA
Molecule: messenger RNA, 2491 nt
Organism: Sardina pilchardus (European sardine)
Lineage: Eukaryota; Metazoa; Chordata; Actinopteri; Clupeiformes; Clupeidae
Gene: napab
Product: N-ethylmaleimide-sensitive factor attachment protein, alpha b
Exons: 11
Coding region: 468-1355 (295 amino acids)
Biological process (GO): intracellular protein transport; synaptic transmission, glutamatergic; regulation of synaptic vesicle priming
Cellular component (GO): terminal bouton; vacuolar membrane; synaptobrevin 2-SNAP-25-syntaxin-1a complex
Molecular function (GO): soluble NSF attachment protein activity; syntaxin binding
Source: RefSeq, a predicted model, not a curated record